Columba livia (rock pigeon) is the source of this 3523-nucleotide messenger RNA. RefSeq names its product surfeit 4 (gene SURF4). The record is from RefSeq and is a predicted model, not a curated record. Gene Ontology annotation, cellular component: endoplasmic reticulum; endoplasmic reticulum-Golgi intermediate compartment; membrane. The transcript is spliced from 6 exons. NCBI's taxonomy places the organism in Eukaryota, Metazoa, Chordata, Aves, Columbiformes, Columbidae. Gene Ontology annotation, biological process: Golgi organization. Bases 188 to 997 code for a protein of 269 amino acids.
GGCCACCGCCCCGCCCCGCCCGCGCCGGCGCUGCCGCCCGCGCGGCGCCUUUAAGGCCUGGCCUACGUGGCAGCAGCACCGAGCGGCCCGGCGCUCUCUCCCGCCCGCCCUUCCCGCGGCCGCCUGAGCCAGCGAGCCCGGGCCCCAGGCGCGCAGCAGCUGGCAGGAUCUUCCUCUUCCCGCCGCCAUGGGCCAGAACGACAUCAUGAGCACGGCAGAGGACUUCGCGGACCAGUUCCUGCGGGUGACGAAGCAGUACCUCCCGCACGUGGCCCGCCUGUGCCUCAUCAGCACCUUCCUGGAGGACGGCAUCCGCAUGUGGUUCCAGUGGAGCGAACAGAGGGAUUACAUUGACGGCACGUGGAACUGUGGCUAUUUCCUGGCCUCCAUCUUUGUGUUCAUAAAUCUCUUCGGACAGCUGAGUGGCUGUAUCCUGGUGCUGAGUAGGAACUUUGUGCAGUAUGCCUGCUUUGGACUGUUUGGAAUUAUAGCAUUACAGACUAUUGCAUACAGCAUUCUAUGGGACCUGAAGUUCUUGAUGAGGAACCUUGCCCUUGGGGGAGGCUUGCUGCUGCUUUUGGCUGAGUCGCGCUCAGAAGGAAAGAGCAUGUUUGCUGGUGUCCCUACCAUGCGGGAAAGCUCUCCUAAGCAGUAUAUGCAGCUGGGCGGCCGGGUGCUGCUGGUCCUCAUGUUCAUGACACUGCUACAUUUUGAUAUGAACUUCUUUUCUAUUCUGCAGAACAUAGUGGGCACGGCCCUGAUUAUCUUGGUGGCAAUUGGCUUCAAGACUAAGCUGGCUGCCUUGACUCUCGUCAUCUGGCUGUUUGGCAUCAACAUCUACUUCAAUGCCUUCUGGACCGUCCCAGCCUACAAGCCCAUGCACGACUUCCUCAAAUACGAUUUCUUCCAGACCAUGUCUGUAAUCGGAGGGCUUCUCCUCGUUGUUGCACUGGGCCCCGGCGGAGUCUCCAUGGAUGAGAAGAAAAAAGAGUGGUAACAGGAAUAGCAACACUUCUUGGGACAUAACAUGUUAAGUCCAGAACUGAUUCUCUAUGGAUUCAACAGAAACUGCCAGCAUUUUACACGUACAUGCCCCCUUCGUAUUAAAGGCACAGAUGUUUUGAAUUUGAUUUACAGUGGCACCAGUAAUAUAAUAGAUAAAAAGUCCUGUUUCUUCAAGGAAUGUUGCCUAGGCUUAUUCUAACUUCCUAGAUUUGGAACUAACCCAAGGAACCUGCAUUUUGCUGAUGCUUCAGUGAGCUGCAGUAGAACUGUUGCUGUCUUUAAUGUCAGCAAUGUUUUAAAAUUGGAAGUACUGUGAGCAGAUACAGCUGUAUGAUUCAGUGCGCUGUUGGGUUCUAGCUCUAACUGAAAAAGUGGAUCCCCCUUUCUCACCUUCAUCAAAACUGUCUCGUGCAUAAGGAGUUCCAUUGCUGGUUAUAGCAUUGCUUAUCAAGGUGGAAAGUGGCAUAAAAAAAUCACUGUUGUUUUGCUGCUCAGAGGCCUGUAACCCCAUUUUGUUUAACGAGGGGAGGUCUUUCCUGCCCCCAGCUAGACAGCAAAAAGAAAACCCUGAAAGUAGUUGUGACCCCCUCUAGGUAAGAAAAGGGAGGUUUUUGGACAUGUCUCAGUUCUGCUUUUGAGGGGAACAAGGGAGAAUCCUGUAUCGCUAAUCAGAUUUCAAGAAGGAAGAGGGGAAGAUAUUCCUGAAGAGACAAUGUUAGAUUCUGUGCCAAAGGAACUCUUUAUUCAGCAUUCUUUCCCCAAAGUUGCCCCUCCUGAAUUUCCAAGAAGGGAGCCAAGUUGUCCUGCAGGUUCCAUAAGAAAAGCUCCUUUCUGUUGUUAACCACCUUUCAGAUGUAUAUGCCCCAAAUACAUAUCUGAAUUGCAGGUUAUUGGUGAAAGUGUCUUCAGAAUUACAGAACCCCCCUUUGCACUCAGUACAUGCAAGAUGAGAGCAGUUGAUCAUCUGAUCUGUAGUCCUUGCUUCUUAUUGUCCCUUCAGUCAGCCUCUCAGAGUCCCAGUUGGCUGAACAGUGGAUGAGCGGGGGUGCUGGACCCUCCAGUGCAGCCCCUUCCCUCUGCUGUCUCAGAGCACACCUGAGAUGUGUAGGGAGGAAAGGUGGAAUUUGGCUGUGCUGCCAUAGCCCCAGUUCUCAACCCUGCGUGUUAACGGUUAUAUCAAGUGCACAGUGCAUAAACAGCCAGGAAUGUAAACUGUGUGUUCAAACUCCUCAGCGUGAUGGUGAGGAGAGAGGAAGGCCCCGUUUUCACCUCUCAGUGCCAUGACCUCUGUGCCAUGAACAUGCUUAGUGCUGCUCAGAGGAGGCGUUUUGUCCUCUGUUAGUAAACUAGGUGAACCUGUUUCACGAGGUGAUAAAGAAUUCUAGAAAGCGUGAGCCCUACCAACUUGCUAACAUCAUGUUGAUUCCUUGCACUGUUGUCUCCCUUGAGAAAGCUGCUCAGCUGUUCGUUGGAGGAGUGAUUGAACUGAACGUCUCCAGCAGGAGCUGUUUACCAGGGUCUCCCGGUAAGGACAUUAACCUGGACGGUUCAGCUUAGCGGUUGCAUUUUAGGAGAGAAAACAAGGCUUGAAGAACUGAUGACAAAUAGAAGAGCACUGACUGUUAAACUAGUGAUUUUUGCCAUCUUAAGGGUAGAAUAGCUUAUGGAAUAGCGGGAUGUGCUGCUGCUGAAGGAAACGAUGUGUGGGGUAGAUGGGAGGGGAAGCCAGCAUUGAAGUUCAGGUCACACGUGGCUUUUCAAUAGGUUUUGCAAGGGAAGUUUUCAGCUCAAGGGUUCAUUGUGCCUGUCUCUUCAUAGCAAGACUGGUCCUUUCAGUUACAGGUAUGGAGAACAGGACACACUUUCUCACUUCCACUGCAGGUACUAGAACGGUUUUAGGCUGCGUCAAAGCAGCCAUUCUCAGAUAUCCUCACUGUUGUUGAUGUUCAUAGUAUUUAUAAAUGGAAUGAUGAAGUAAGCUACUUGUAAGUAGCUCUUAAGUUGGCUUUUUCAACUUGUGUCCUAAGGAGCUGGAUGAUGGACUAGUCUGAAAUAUUGACCAGAUUCCUCUGUGAAAAUCGAGUCCCCUUUCCACGAAAAGACCCCAGAAAAGGAACACAUACUGUCCCUUGCAGCAGAAAUAUUUCGGUCCUAAAGGGGCACAGUUAGCUGGAGGGCAUUAUAAGGUAUUUCUAGGCAGCGCAAUAUGCAGACUUAGUAACUGUGAGUCCUGGUGCGGAAGAUUCUGGUUUCCUAUGUACACUGCUGUAUUCAUACAUCUCCCAAAAAUACCGUGACCUCUCCCCGGGGCUGAGAAGCUCUCACAAGCAGGAUGUCAGCUAUCAAUUGGCUCGGCAAAGUGUUCUGGAAUUCAUUCUGAAUAUAUUUUUGCUUUCUAUGUGGAAAAAAAAAAAAGUAUAAAUUCUCAUUUUAUGCUGUAUUUUGUACCUUAGUUGUGUUUGAAAAUGUUUUGAUUUUUGGAAACAAUCAAAAUAAAACAAUGGCAUCUUUGUAUCCA